CGGCACAAAGCCGAACAACAGCUAUAUCAAGGAAUUCAAGCUCCUCAACCGAGGCAUAGUUGAAUUGGUAUCACAUCGAACAUCUUGAACUACACCCGCCAACAUGUCUGAGCAGCACAAUGCCCCGCAGCCUACAUUGGAUCAUAUCGUGAUCCUCGUCUCAGCUAGCGACCUGUUGGAGCUUCCUGAGCGCCUCAAAGACUCAUUCGUUGUUAGCCCUGGAGGGACUCAUGCAGGUGGCGACACAUUCAACAAGCUGAUACUCUUUGAAGACGGCGUCUACAUUGAACUCAUCGCAUUCGUCGAGGGCAUCAGCCCCGAAGUGCGCGCAAAGCAUCGAUGGGGUGGCCAGCUGGAGAACACCAUUGUUGACUGGGCAUACACUUUGCCUCACGAAAGUGACUUUGGAGCUGUUCAGCAGAGAGUCAAGGAUGCAAACGCCGGGCUGACGUACAACGACCCGGUGCCCGGAGGCAGGACGAGGCCAGACGGAGUUGUUCUGAAGUGGGCUCUUGGCGUUGCUCAAGAUGCAAAUGGCAACGGAGUAGAACCUGGUCAUUUGCCUUUCUGGUGCCUGGACAGAACGCCGCGCCGCAAUAGAGUGCCCUAUGAGGAGGACAAGGCCCAGACGCAGCAUCCCUCGGGAGCGCACGGUAUUUCUCGGCUGCGCCUCAACCUGCCUGCAGAGCAGCUAUCGCAACUACAGAAGGUGUAUGCUGCGAUUCACAACGUUGAAAAUACAGCAGCAGGCGAAAAGGAGUGGCGGUUCAGCACUCCAAAUGGUUCGGCACAGGCGCGGCAUACGCUGGGAGUGGCCUCUGAAAGCGGGCCAAAGAUCAAGCUGGCUGUCAAGGGGAGCGUUGGAAGCCCGUCAUUCCUUGAGCUGCUGCCGAACAUUGUGGUGAAGUUUGAGGAAUAAAAGGUGCCAGCUGAGCUUGUCAUUUCACUUCAGAAUAUCUGACUAGGACUGGAGUAGGUAUUCCCGCCUGGGUAGGUAGGUAGGCAUAGAACGUUUCAAAAGCAACUAUAUGGCUAAGACCCUAGUUAAUGGGUAUUUUACAAUAUGGGAUUGAAUACAAAGAGCUACGCUUCACUUAUUUUGGGAAUCAGCAUUCACUUCUUCUGGACGUUGACAAUCGAACUUUGCAGUGGAAGUGAUGCCAUCUAUACAGUGUGCAAAUGAUUACUAGAUACAGUACGAGCUACAAGCAUUAGGCCAA
Trichoderma asperellum CBS 433.97 is the source of this 1220-nucleotide messenger RNA. RefSeq lists its product as uncharacterized. NCBI's taxonomy places the organism in Eukaryota, Fungi, Ascomycota, Sordariomycetes, Hypocreales, Hypocreaceae. The record is from RefSeq and is a predicted model, not a curated record.